Zootoca vivipara (common lizard) is the source of this 2797-nucleotide messenger RNA. RefSeq names its product katanin catalytic subunit A1 like 2 (gene KATNAL2). Gene Ontology annotation, molecular function: ATP hydrolysis activity; ATP binding; protein binding. NCBI's taxonomy places the organism in Eukaryota, Metazoa, Chordata, Lepidosauria, Squamata, Lacertidae. The record is from RefSeq and is a predicted model, not a curated record.
UUUACACCUCGGGAAAGACGCCGCCAAGGCCGCGGAGCUUCGUGUGUUGCCUCAUAAAGCCCCGAAAGGAGAAUAGGAGCGCUUUUCUUUCGUGUACGAAAUGGAGCUAACCUACCAAACGUUGAAAUCUACUUAUAAGGCCAAAGAAGCGGAAGAGAUGCGAUCAGAAGCCCGUAGAAAAAACCUCCUCAUUCUGAUUUUACAUUAUUUAACGGAUGAAGGUUAUGUCGACACUGCAAAUGCAUUGGAGCAAGAAACGAAGCUGGGCUUGCGGCGCUUUGAAGUUUGCGACAAUGUUGACCUUGAGACUAUUUUGAUGGAAUACGAAAGCUACUACUAUGUCAAAUUCCAGAAGUACCCAAAGAUUACCAAAAAAGCCUUAGACACCACAGACAACAAACCAAGAAUUGGAGGAAAACAAAAAAGGGCAACAAGCAGCACAUGUCGGAAUCUUCCUAAGAUUCAACCAGCAAAUCAGAGGCCAGUUUCAAAAAGUAUUUCUCGUAGGACAAUCGAGCCAAAACAUUCCAGCAUGGAUAGUCCUAAAGAGGAGAGUGAAGAUGCUUUUUCCCGAGUGCCAUCUGAGUUUGGUUUAAACGUGUCUGCAAUCCAGAAAGGAAGUGGAGAAGGCACUCAUCCUAGGAGGGGCCAAAUCAUUGAUUUCCGUGGGAUGAUUCAGGAUGCUAUCAAAGGAGCAUCAAAUGAAAUUGCUGUGCACAGCCUUAACUGCAAUCCAGAUCCUUCGGAACGGUUAUUGAAACCUCUGGGUGCCUUUAUUGGGAUGACUGGUGAAAUGAGAGAACUUGCGACGGUUGUGAGCAGGGAUAUCUACCUCCACAACCCGAAUGUAAAGUGGGACGAUAUCAUUGGCCUCGAUGCAGCCAAGCGGUUGGUCAAGGAAGCUGUUGUGUACCCAAUUAGGUAUCCACAACUGUUUACUGGCAUCCUCUCUCCAUGGAAAGGACUAUUGCUCUACGGGCCCCCAGGCACUGGGAAGACUUUGCUAGCCAAAGCUGUUGCCACUGAAUGCAACACAACCUUCUUCAACAUCUCGGCAUCCACCAUCGUCAGCAAAUGGAGGGGGGAUUCAGAAAAGCUUGUGAAAGUGUUAUUUGAACUUGCCCGCUACCACGCCCCCUCCACAAUCUUCCUGGAUGAGCUGGAGUCCGUCAUGAGCCAACGAGGCACAACCCCAGGCGGUGAACACGAAGGAAGCCGGAGGAUGAAAACGGAAUUACUGGUGCAGAUGGAUGGCCUGGCCCGGUCAGAUGAUCUUGUCUUUGUUUUAGCGGCUUCCAACCUGCCCUGGGAACUGGAUUACGCGAUGUUGCGUCGGCUUGAGAAGAGGAUCCUGGUGGACCUCCCGAAUAAAGAGGCAAGGCAGGCGAUGGUUCAGCACUGGCUUCCUUCCGUGAGCAACAGCGGCGGAGUCCAACUGAGGACAGAGCUGGACUACAGCUUACUCAGUCAGGAGAUGGAAGGAUACUCUGGUUCUGACAUCAAGCUGGUCUGCAAAGAAGCUGCUAUGCGCCCUGUGAGAAAAAUCUUCAGCGCCCUUGAAAAUCACCAGCCAGACAGCGGGAGCUUACCUGUAAUUGAACUGGACACAGUCACCACAGAAGACUUCCUCGAUGUGAUCACUCACACGAAGCCCUCUGCUAAGAACUUGAGCCAAAAAUACACCGAGUGGCAAAAAGAAUUUGAGUCUGUCUGAACUCUACCUUACCCCCCCCCCACAAGUCAAGAUUUCAACCAUCCAGGUCCCAACAAAUUUCUGGCAGCCAGAGACUGAAUACUUAACAUUAAAGUGGAUUUUAUUUUUCCUUAAUCUAAGAGAAACAGAACAAUCCAUUCUCAAAGGUGCACGCUAAUUAUUAUUAUUUUUUAAGGACUGAGAGAGGGGCUUGCCGCUUGUUUGUUGCCGAGCCUCUUUCCCCUCCUGCCUUUACUAAUAGGCAAUGGGAAACAUUUUUGCACUUUAUGCCUGAAAUCCAAUUAAUUGUAAUAUCCUCUUACACCCACCGCCAGGCAUACAGACAUCCCUGCUGACACCACAAGUAUUUUGCUGCUGGUGCUUCAGAGGAACAAAGACAAUAUUUGCAAUACCAGAAGAGAUGGUGGUUAGUGGGAGUUCUCAGGGAUCCUUGUAUUAAAACCAGCAGGUGUUGAGCAGGACUUGCAAGGAUGAAGAAUAAACUAUUGGUCCUCUUUAAGGGAUGCAUUCUGGGAUUCCGGUUCACCCCUUGCCUGAGUUUAUUCAGAAUCUAAGGUAGACUUUUCAAAGAUGACUGGGAUCACGUGUGUCUCGGGGCCAAACAUGACGCAGCCUUAGAGCUGGAGAACCUCCCAAUAGUUUUUGAACAUUGCAGCUGUGGUAGAAGCAGCAGCAGCGGGGAGGGGUGCUUAACCCUGUCCUCCAGGCUGCUUUCUUUAAUAAGUUGACAGGAUGACCCAUUACCCCUGCAAAAGGUGCUUCUUCCUCGGCAAGGGAAGAAGAUAGCAGUGCCGUGGAUUUGGCUUCAGUGGGAGACUCAAAGGUUUUCUCUACUCAUGUUUCUCUCCUUUGCAUCAUAUGAUCUUCUAAAGCUAGAUAUAGGGCCUUCAGGUCAAAUUGCCCCAGGCUGUGGAAUCACUAAACUGAUGCGACUGUAACUGUUUUUAAUUUGGGACUUUAAAUUGUUGUAACCUGCCCUGGGGACCUGCUCAUGAAGGGUGGGUAACAACAGCAGCAGCACCAAAUUUAUUGAUGAUAACUAGGGCUGGGCGAUAUCUGGUUUUCAAAAUCGUGAUAGAUAAA